Paramecium tetraurelia is the source of this 1173-nucleotide messenger RNA. RefSeq lists its product as uncharacterized. NCBI's taxonomy places the organism in Eukaryota, Ciliophora, Oligohymenophorea, Peniculida, Parameciidae. The record is from RefSeq and is a predicted model, not a curated record. Gene Ontology annotation, molecular function: 5'-flap endonuclease activity; DNA binding; 5'-3' exonuclease activity. The transcript has 4 exons.
AUGGGAAUUCAUCAGCUUAUGUAAUUUCUGAAGGAAAAAGCACCUAAUUGUUUUAGGACUUUGAUGCUUGACUACUUUGCUGGCAGAACUAUCGGUUGUGAUGCAUCUAUGGCUAUGUAUUAGUUUUUAAUUUAAACACAAUCUGCAGGAUUAACACAAAUUAUAGAGUUGACAGAUAAAGAAGGUAAUAGAACUGGACAUCUAGUUGGAUUAUUUAAUAGAACAUUGCAGUUUCUUGAGAAUGGAAUUAAACCUGUUUGGGUAUUUGAUGGAAAACCACCUUUAUUAAAAAGUGGUGAAUUGGCAAGAAGAAAAAAAUUAAAAGAGGAGGCUAAAGUUAAAACUGAAUUGGCUCUCGAAUAGGGUGACAUGCAAUAGGCUUUACUUCAAAAUCAAAGAACAACAACUAUAUCUAGUAUUAUGAAAGAAGAUGCAAUCAAAAUGCUAUAAUUAAUGGGAUGUCCUGUUAUUAUAGCCCCAUGUGAAGCAGAAGCUUAAUGUGCGGAAUUAUGUAGAGCAGGAAAAAUAUACGCUACAGCAACUGAGGAUAUGGAUGCUUUGACAUUCAGAACUCCAGUUUUAUUGAGAGGGUUUAAUACAAAAAAGGAACCUAUUUAUGAAAUCAUUUAUGAUGAUAUGAUCAAAGAAUUAGAAUUAACAUAUGAAUAAUUUGUAGAUCUAUGCAUUUUAUGUGGAUGCGAUUAUACUGAAAAAAUCGAAGGUAUUGGACCUGGAACAGCAUAUAAACUCAUUAAAGAAUAUAAAAGCAUUGAGGGAAUUUUAGAGCACGUUCAGAAAGUAAAUGCAGAAAGAGAAAAAAAUAAUUAAAAUCCUAAAUACACAGUGCCUUCAAAAUUUUUGUAUUAAGACAGUCGAGAGUUGUUCAUUACUCCAUUAGUAUAAAAGGGAGAUGAACUUUAAUUAACUUGGAACAAGCCUGAUGUAGAUAAUCUUAAGAAGUUUCUUAUUGAAGAAAAAGGAUUUGCAGAGUCUAGAAUAGAUAAUGGAUUAAAAAGAAUAGCUAAAAAAGAUCCCGCAGGUUUUUAAAGUAGACUGGAAAAUUUCUUUGGUAAAACAACAAAAAUAAUUCAUCCAAAUAAUAGCAAAGCAAAAGCUAAAUCGAAUAAAAAGACUGAGCAGCCUUAAAAAUCUGGUGGAAAGAAAAAAAUUUGA